AUGCUGAGACUCAUCCAACAGCUCAUGGUGCGGUCAGCUCAUGGUGCGGUCAGCUCAUGGUCAGCUCAUGGUGCGGUCAGCUCAUGGUACUGUCAGCUCAUGGUGCGGUUAGCUCAUGGUACUCUCAGCUCAUGGUGCGGUCAGCUCAUGGUGCGGUCAGCUUAUGGUGCUGUCAGCUCAUGGUGCGCUCAUGGUGCGGUCAGCUCAUGGUCAGCUCAUGGUGCGGUCAGCUCAUGGUACGGUCAGCUCAUGCUCAUGGUGCGGUCAGCUCAUGGUGCGGUCCGCUCAUGGUAUUGUCAGCUCAUGGUGCGGUCAGCUCAUGGUACUGUCAGCUCAUGGUACUGUCAGCUCAUGGUGCGGUCAGCUCAUGGUGCGGUCCGCUCAUGGUACUGUCAGCUCAUGCUCAUGGUGCAGUCAGCUCAUGGUGCGGUCAGCUCAUGGUACUGUCAGCUCAUGGUGCGGUCAGCUCAUGGUGCAGUCAGCUCAUGGUGCGGUCAGCUCAUGGUACUGUCAGCUCAUGGUGCGGUCAGCUCAUGGUGCAGUCAGCUCAUGGUGCGGUCAGCUCAUGGUGCGGUCAGCUCAUGGUACUGUCAGCUCAUGGUGCGGUCAGCUCAUGGUGCAGUCAGCUCAUGGUACGGUCAGCUCAUGCUCAUGGUACUGUCAGCUCAUGGUGCGGUCAGCUCAUGGUACUGUCAGCUCAUGGUGCAGUCAGCUCAUGGUGCGGUCAGCUCAUGGUACUGUCAGCUCAUGCUCAUGGUGCUGUCAGCUCAUGGUGCGGUCAGCUCAUGGUACUGUCAGCUCAUGGUCAGCUCAUGGUGCGGUCAGCUCAUGGUGCGGUCAGCUCAUGGUACUGUCAGCUCAUGGUACUGUCAGCUCAUGGUACUGUCAGCUCAUGGUCAGCUCAUGGUGCGGUCAGCUCAUGCUCAGGGUCAGCUCAUGGUGCGGUCAGCUCAUGGUGCGGUCAGCUCAUGGUACUGUCAGCUCAUGGUGCGGUCAGCUCAUGGUGCGGUCAGCUCAUGGUACUGUCAGCUCAUGGUGCAGUCAGCUCAUGGUGCGGUCAGCUCAUGGUGCGGUCAGCUCAUGGUGCAGUCAGCUCAUGGUACGGUCAGCUCAUGGUACGGUCAGCUCAUGCUCAUGGUGCAGUCAGCUCAUGGUGCGGUCAGCUCAUGGUACUGUCAGCUCAUGGUGCGGUCAGCUCAUGGUGCAGUCAGCUCAUGGUGCGGUCAGCUCAUGGUACUGUCAGCUCAUGGUGCGGUCAGCUCAUGGUGCAGUCAGCUCAUGGUGCGGUCAGCUCAUGGUGCGGUCAGCUCAUGGUACUGUCAGCUCAUGGUGCGGUCAGCUCAUGGUGCAGUCAGCUCAUGGUGCGGUCAGCUCAUGGUACUGUCAGCUCAUGGUGCGGUCAGCUCAUGGUGCAGUCAGCUCAUGGUGCGGUCAGCUCAUGGUGCGGUCAGCUCAUGGUACUGUCAGCUCAUGGUGCGGUCAGCUCAUGGUGCAGUCAGCUCAUGGUACGGUCAGCUCAUGGUACGGUCAGCUCAUGGUACUGUCAGCUCAUGGUGCGGUCAGCUCAUGGUGCAGUCAGCUCAUGGUGCGGUCAGCUCAUGGUACUGUCAGCUCAUGGUGCGGUCAGCUCAUGGUACUGUCAGCUCAUGGUGCAGUCAGCUCAUGGUGCGGUCAGCUCAUGGUACUGUCAGCUCAUGGUGCGGUCAGUUCAUGGUGCAGUCAGCUCAUGGUACGGUCAGCUCAUGGUACGGUCAGCUCAUGGUGCUGUCAGCUCAUGGUGCGGUCAGCUCAUGGUACUGUCAGCUCAUGGUCAGCUCAUGGUGCGGUCAGCUCAUGGUGCGGUCAGCUCAUGGUACUGUCAGCUCAUGGUACUGUCAGCUCAUGGUACUGUCAGCUCAUGGUCAGCUCAUGGUGCGGUCAGCUCAUGGUGCGGUCAGCUCAUGGUGCGGUCAGCUCAUGGUACUGUCAGCUCAUGGUACUGUCAGCUCAUGGUACUGUCAGCUCAUGGUGCGGUCAGCUCAGGGUCAGCUCAUGGUGCGGUCAGCUCAUGGUGCGGUCAGCUCAUGGUACUGUCAGCUCAUGGUGCGGUCAGCUCAUGGUGCGGUCAGCUCAUGGUACUGUCAGCUCAUGGUGCAGUCAGCUCAUGGUGCGGUCAGCUCAUGGUGCGGUCAGCUCAUGGUGCAGUCAGCUCAUGGUACGGUCAGCUCAUGGUACGGUCAGCUCAUGGUACUGUCAGCUCAUGGUGCGGUCAGCUCAUGGUGCAGUCAGCUCAUGGUACGGUCAGCUCAUGGUACUGUCAGCUCAUGGUGCGGUCAGCUCAUGGUGCAGUCAGCUCAUGGUGCUGUCAGCUCAUGGUGCGGUCAGCUCAUGGUACUGUCAGCUCAUGGUCAGCUCAUGGUGCGGUCAGCUCAUGGUGCGGUCAGCUCAUGGUGCGGUCAGCUCAUGGUACUGUCAGCUCAUGGUACUGUCAGCUCAUGGUACUGUCAGCUCAUGGUCAGCUCAUGGUGCGGUCAGCUCAUGGUGCGGUCAGCUCAUGGUGCGGUCAGCUCAUGGUACUGUCAGCUCAUGGUACUGUCAGCUCAGGGUCAGCUCAUGGUGCGGUCAGCUCAUGGUGCGGUCAGCUCAUGGUACUGUCAGCUCAUGGUGCGGUCAGCUCAUGGUGCGGUCAGCUCAUGGUACUGUCAGCUCAUGGUGCAGUCAGCUCAUGGUGCGGUCAGCUCAUGGUGCGGUCAGCUCAUGGUGCGGUCAGCUCAUGGUACUGUCAGCUCAUGGUAUUGUCAGCUCAUGGUGCGGUCAGCUCAUGGUGCGGUCAGCUCAUGCUCAUGGUACGGUCAGCUCAUGGUGCAGUCAGCUCAUGGUACUGUCAGCUCAUGGUAUUGUCAGCUCAUGGUGCGGUCAGCUCAUGGUGCGGUCAGCUCAUGGUACGGUCAGCUCAUGCUCAUGGUGCGGUCAGCUCAUGGUGCGGUCAGCUCAUGGUACGGUCAGCUCAUGGUGCGGUCAGCUCAUGGUGCGGUCAGCUCAUGGUACUGUCAGCUCAUGGUAUUGUCAGCUCAUGGUGCGGUCAGCUCAUGGUGCGGUCAGCUCAUGGUGCGGUCAGCUCAUGGUGCGGUCAGCUCAUGGUACGGUCAGCUCAUGGUGCGGUCAGCUCAUGGUGCGGUCAGCUCAUGGUACGGUCAGCUCAUGGUGCGGUCAGCUCAUGUGCAGUGUCUGGAGAUGACCACAAAGCGGAAGCUGAUUGGUCGGCUGGUGCCAUGUCGCUGUUUCCGUGGCGAGGAGGAGGUGAUCUCGGUGCUGGACUACUCCCACUGCAGCCUGCAGCAGGUCCCAAAGGAGAUCUUCAGCUUCGAGCGCACUCUGGAGGAGCUGUACCUGGACGCCAACCAGAUAGAGGAGCUUCCCAAGCAACUCUUCAGCUGCCAGGCCCUGAAGAAGCUCAGCAUGCCGGACAACGACCUGUCCAACCUGCCCACCUCCAUCGCCAGCCUGGUCAACCUCAAGGAGCUGGACAUCAGUAAAAACGGGAUCCAGGAGUUUCCAGAUAACAUCAAGUGCUGUAAAGGCCUGUCUGUGGUAGAGGCCAGUGUUAACCCCAUCACCAAACUUCCCGAGGGCUUCACGCAGCUUCUAAACCUCACGCAGCUUUUCCUCAACGACGCCUUCCUCGAGUACCUCCCGGCAAACUUUGGCAGACUUUCCAAACUACGGAUCCUGGAGCUGAGAGAAAACCACCUGAAGACACUUCCAAAGUCCAUACACAGACUGACGCAGUUGGAGCGGUUGGAUUUGGGCAGCAACGAAUUCUCAGAAAUGCCUGAAGUGUUGGAGCAGAUGCACAACCUGAAGGAGCUGUGGAUGGACAACAACUCUCUGCAGAACAUCCCAGGGUCCGUGGGGAAGUUGAGGCAGUUGAGAUACAUGGAUUUGGCGAAGAAUCGUAUCGAGGCGUUAGAUUCAGAUGUUUCCGGCUGCGAAGCUUUGGAAGAUCUGCUGCUGUCGUCCAACAUGCUCCAGCAGCUGCCAGAGACCAUAGACCAUAGGUACGAGGCCACAGACCAUAGGUACGAGGCCAGAGACCAUAGGUACGAGGCCAGAGACCAUAGGUACGAGGCCACAGACCAUAGGUACGAGGCCACAGACCAUAGGUACGAGGCCUCAGACCAUAGGUACGAGGCCUCAGACCAUAGGUACGAGGCCACAGACCAUAGGUACGAGGCCACAGACCAUAGGUACGAGGCCUCAGACCAUAGGUACGAGGCCACAGACCAUAGGUACGAGGCCACAGACCAUAGGUACGAGGCCACAGACCAUAGGUACGAGGCCUCAGACCAUAGGUACGAGGCCUCAGACCAUAGGUACGAGGCCACAGACCAUAGGUACGAGGCCACAGACCAUAGGUACGAGGCCUCAGACCAUAGGUACGAGGCCUCAGACCAUAGGUACGAGGCCUCAGACCAUAGGUACGAGGCCUCAGACCAUAGGUACGAGGCCUCAGACCAUAGGUACGAGGCCUCAGACCAUAGGUACGAGGCCACAGACCAUAGGUACGAGGCCACAGACCAUAGGUACGAGGCCAGAGACCAUAGGUACGAGGCCAGAGACCAUAGGUACGAGGCCAGAGACCAUAGGUACGAGGCCACAGACCAUAGGUACGAGGCCAGAGACCAUAGGUACGAGGCCACAGACCAUAGGUACGAGGCCUCAGACCAUAGGUACGAGGCCACAGACCAUAGGUACGAGGCCACAGACCAUAGGUACGAGGCCUCAGACCAUAGGUACGAGGCCACAGACCAUAGGUACGAGGCCACAGACCAUAGGUACGAGGCCUCAGACCAUAGGUACGAGGCCUCAGACCAUAGGUACGAGGCCUCAGACCAUAGGUACGAGGCCUCAGACCAUAGGUACGAGGCCACAGACCAUAGGUACGAGGCCACAGACCAUAGGUACGAGGCCAGAGACCAUAGUGAGAUCCGACCUUUUCCAAACCGGUCUGCCUACUUCUGGAAGUUACAGCUGAGCUGCACGGUGGUCUGGGCCUACACAAACCCGCGCUACCUGGCAGCGAAGCGAAGCUAA
Knipowitschia caucasica is the source of this 5073-nucleotide messenger RNA. NCBI's taxonomy places the organism in Eukaryota, Metazoa, Chordata, Actinopteri, Gobiiformes, Gobiidae. The record is from the annotation of a GenBank genome assembly.